UAGAUAGAAAUAUAGCAGAGAAUCAUAAAUCUGCACAAGAACAUUUUUCCUUUAUAUACAUAACCCAUAAUAAUAAUAAUAAUUAUUAUUAUUCAUUCAUUGGGUAGUGCAUCUGAAUUUUAGUUUGAGAAGUCAAGGAAGUGAUCAUAUGGGAACUCAAGCACCUCAAUUUGAAGCUGAUUCUAAGCCUUAUAAAGAUCCUAACUCUUUGAUGGAUGAAGAGAAAAAAAGGAAACAAAAGGAAAUAGACGAUUGGCUACCAAUCACAUCCUCAAGGAACGCAAAAUGGUGGUACUCGGCUUUUCACAACGUGACAGCCAUGGUGGGCGCUGGUGUCCUAAGUCUCCCCUCGGCCAUGGCUUCAUUAGGGUGGGGUCCUGGCGUGACUGUGCUAGUGAUCUCAUGGGUCGUGACUCUGUACACGCUUUGGCAAAUGGUUGAGAUGCACGAGAUGGUUCCAGGGAAGCGGUUCGAUAGGUAUCAUGAAUUGGGCCAACAUGCUUUUGGUGAGAAGCUUGGGCUUUAUAUUGUGGUGCCCCAACAACUUGUGGUUGAGGUUGGGGUUAAUAUUGUGUAUAUGGUUACGGGUGGUCAAUCAUUGAAGAAAUUUUAUGACACUGUUUGCCCUUCUUGCACUAAGAUCAAACAGACAUAUUUCAUUAUGAUCUUUGCUUCUGUUCAUUUUGUGCUAUCACAUCUUCCCAAUUUCAACUCCAUUUCUGGUGUCUCUCUUGCCGCUGCUGUCAUGUCCUUGAGUUACUCAACAAUAGCAUGGGCAGCAUCGGUGCACAAGGGAAUACAAGAAGACGUACAAUAUGGUUACAAAGCUCAUUCCACAUCGGGCACCGUUUUCAAUUUCUUCACAGCCUUAGGGGACGUAGCUUUCGCAUAUGCAGGCCAUAAUGUGGUGCUUGAAAUUCAAGCCACAAUCCCUUCUACUCCGGAAAAGCCCUCUAAAGGCCCCAUGUGGAGAGGUGUCAUUGUUGCCUACAUCGUUGUUGCCCUUUGCUACUUUCCCGUUGCCAUCAUCGGCUAUUGGAUGUUUGGUAACUCCGUCAAAGACAAUAUUCUUCUCUCCCUCGAGAAGCCUGCAUGGCUCAUUGCAAUGGCUAACAUGUUCGUCGUCAUUCACGUCAUUGGCAGUUACCAGAUCUAUGCAAUGCCUGUAUUUGACAUGAUUGAGACAGUACUUGUCAAGAAAUUGCAUUUCAAGCCUUCUUUUCUACUUCGCUUCGUGUCCCGCAAUAUAUACGUCGGAUUGACAAUGUUUAUUGGCAUUACCUUCCCCUUCUUCGGUGGAUUGUUAGGGUUCUUUGGUGGUUUCGUCUUUGCUCCAACAACAUACUUUCUGCCUUGCGUGAUGUGGCUGGCCAUUUACAAACCAAAGAAGUUUACCUUAUCUUGGUGGAGUAAUUGGGUAGCAAUAGUCCUAGGGGUUCUUUUGAUGGUCUUGGCACCCAUUGGUGGGUUGAGAACAAUCAUAUUGCAAGCCAAAGAUUACAAGUUUUACUCUUGAACAAUUCCCAAAAUUAAACCACAAGAUCGGGUGUGUGUUAUGUGUUCUUGUCAAUAAUAAUUAUAUGCUAAAUUUGUUCUUUUAAAACCUAUAUUAGUAUGUGCCAUUGUCCAAACUCACCUUAAUUAAUGCAUAUGUAUCUCUUUAAUUAAUUUGGGAAUGGAUGCAAAUUUGGUUUUUCUCA
Messenger RNA from Cucumis melo (muskmelon), 1700 nucleotides. Its product is annotated as lysine histidine transporter 1. The record is from RefSeq and is a predicted model, not a curated record. Gene Ontology annotation, cellular component: plasma membrane. NCBI's taxonomy places the organism in Eukaryota, Viridiplantae, Streptophyta, Magnoliopsida, Cucurbitales, Cucurbitaceae. The coding region runs from base 149 to 1516 and encodes 455 amino acids. The transcript has 7 exons.